This is a messenger RNA of Fusarium redolens, 744 nucleotides long. RefSeq lists its product as uncharacterized. The record is from RefSeq and is a predicted model, not a curated record. Lineage: Eukaryota; Fungi; Ascomycota; Sordariomycetes; Hypocreales; Nectriaceae. The transcript has a single exon. Bases 242 to 670 code for a protein of 142 amino acids.
CCUGUCGAUUCAUCUGAGAUGCUCCGUUUUCUUUUGUGUUGAGCUUAUGCGAUCUAUCGGGGCUUACGGAUCACCAAUCUCGAGACUUUGUUUUGGCUUGUGAUUACCUGUAGGGUCAUGUUGGUGAGGCAUCACGCUGUGUCUGAUUGAUUAACUGACUGUCCAGAAUUAUUCUCUUAUCCUCCCCUGUCGCGCCCGUGAUCAUCACCACCCCCAAUUCGUCCUGUUUUGGGGCUGGCUGAUGUCUCGGAUAUGCCUGUAUGUACUGUACCUCUUACAGAACUGUAAUAUUCUCACGGCACGGGAAGAAACAGCUCAAAACUGCUUACGACGACAACGGGGCACAGCUUCAGAGACAAAAGGUACAGAGUACAGCGCAACAUAUUCAUGCAUUGUUUGCUUUUUGGCAGUAAUCUACCGCCUUGUUCAACCUGGGCACGAAAAAGAACAAAUGCAGAUAAAGCUUAUUGCAUGUUUUUGUUGUCAAUCGUUGCUCCGGGCUCCCGUAACGGGGUCUUCCUUGCACAAUGGGAGCUUCCUGCAAGUUAGAUUGCAGAGUCUCGUGUUGAUGAAGCUUCUAGCUUCAGGGCCCAAAAGUCUGUGCAAAAAGACCCUGUACCUGUGCUGUAUCACUCUAGCUUUUCAUCUUCUACAGCUUGGACCAAGAUGAGUUGUCCAGUGUUGCUCUGGCAAGAUGAGUCAAAUGUACGGUAGUACGACAAUUCAACAUGGUCCGCCUCAUGA